ACAACUGUGAAUAGAAGAAAAUGCACCUAUUACUCAUCCGCCUUCUGAGAGAGAAAACAUGUCUUUAACCCAUGCUUGAUACGUAUGCUAAACUUGCAGCCAGUAGCCUUGGGUCAGGAGUUCUGCGUAUUUUCAUAAGAGUUGUUCCUGUUACUCUUCGUGAAUUUUCUCACCAUAAAACUGUUGCCAACGGGGAAGAGGGACAAGAACAUGAAGUGUUUAUGAGGGAGCCUGAAACUGACAACCUGUGUAACUGGAGUGCGUCGUUGGCAUGACACUGGCAGCGCACUGCAAACUUAAGCACCUGUGGACUCCUAAUUAGCUCUUUAAAUUGAACUACAUUAAUUCAGGCAUUCUUGUUUGAAUGCGAACGCCUCCUUUUUCAAGCCACCCCCUGGGCAACCCGAAUCCUUAUAUGACCUCCCUCCUCCUCCUAGUACGGCGCAGGGUUAUAAAAUUAUACACCAUGGCCCUCCUAAAGACACUCUAGGAAAACCAUGUCAUCCUGAUCUUAAAACACCUGCAAGAAAGAGCACAGUACUUCACCAUUAAUAAAGUAGAUAUUUCAUCCUGCUCAGAAAACCAACAUUUCCAGCAAUGGCUUUACUACCGGUGUUGUUUCUGGUUACUGUGCUGCUUCCAUCUUUACCUGCAGAAGGAAAGGAUCCCGCUUUUACUGCUUUGUUAACCACCCAGUUGCAAGUGCAAAGGGAGAUUGUAAAUAAACACAAUGAACUAAGGAAAGCAGUCUCUCCACCUGCCAGUAACAUGCUAAAGAUGGAAUGGAGCAGAGAGGUAACAACGAAUGCCCAAAGGUGGGCAAACAAGUGCACUUUACAACAUAGUGAUCCAGAGGACCGCAAAACCAGUACAAGAUGUGGUGAGAAUCUCUAUAUGUCAAGUGACCCUACUUCCUGGUCUUCUGCAAUCCAAAGCUGGUAUGACGAGAUCCUAGAUUUUGUCUAUGGUGUAGGACCAAAGAGUCCCAAUGCAGUUGUUGGACAUUAUACUCAGCUUGUUUGGUACUCGACUUACCAGGUAGGCUGUGGAAUUGCCUACUGUCCCAAUCAAGAUAGUCUAAAAUACUACUAUGUUUGCCAAUAUUGUCCUGCAAUGAAAACAUAUCUCAAUAAAAGGGAGGGGAUAAACGUUUGGAAAUGUUUUUUAAGGUUGAGACACUUUCAACUUCUCAGAGGAGAACAACUUCUCACUUUCAGUGGUAAUAAUAUGAAUAGAAAGAAUACCCCGUACCAACAAGGAACACCUUGUGCCGGUUGCCCUGAUGACUGUGACAAAGGACUAUGCACCAAUAGUUGCCAGUAUCAAGAUCUCCUAAGUAACUGUGAUUCCUUGAAGAAUACAGCUGGCUGUGAACAUGAGUUACUCAAGGAAAAGUGCAAGGCUACUUGCCUAUGUGAGAACAAAAUUUACUGAUUUACCUAGUGAGCAUUGUGCAAGACUGCAUGGAUAAGGGCUGCAUCAUUUAAUUGCGACAUACCAGUGGAAAUUGUAUGUAUGUUAGUGACAAAUUUGAUUUCAAAGAGCAAUGCAUCUUCUCCCCCAGAUCAUCACAGAAAUCACUUUCAGGCAAUGAUUUACAAAAGUAGCAUAGUAGAUGAUGACAACUGUGAACUCUGACAUAAAUUUAGUGCUUUAUAACGAACUGAAUCAGGUUGAGGAUUUUGAAAACUGUAUAACCAUAGGAUUUAGGUCACUAGGACUUUGGAUCAAAAUGGUGCAUUACGUAUUUCCUGAAACAUGCUAAAGAAGAAGACUGUAACAUCAUUGCCAUUCCUACUACCUGAGUUUUUACUUGCAUAAACAAUAAAUUCAAAGCUUUACAUCUGC
Homo sapiens (human) is the source of this 1848-nucleotide messenger RNA. It is a transcript of the gene CRISP2, whose product is annotated as cysteine rich secretory protein 2. The coding region runs from base 598 to 1434 and encodes 278 amino acids. The record is from RefSeq and is a predicted model, not a curated record. NCBI's taxonomy places the organism in Eukaryota, Metazoa, Chordata, Mammalia, Primates, Hominidae. The transcript is spliced from 11 exons. Gene Ontology annotation, cellular component: extracellular region.